AUGAGUCUUAUGAUCAUUAAGCGCGGCAUUCCUGAGGUCUUUAGGGGUACUAUCUCGGAAGAGAUAAAAGGUGCCAAAGAUUUCCUUGCUGAAAUUGAAAAGCGCUUUGCAAAAAGCGAUAAGGCGGAAACAAGUACUCUUCUUCAGAACUUGAUUUCCAUGAAAUAUCAGGGCAAAGGAAAUAUAAGGGAAUACAUUAUGGGCAUGUCAAAUAUUGCUUCAAAACUUAAGGCGCUAAAGCUUGAGUUGUCGGAUGACUUGCUCAUUCAUUUAGUAUUGCUUUCUCUCCCUGCACAAUUCAGUCAGUUUAAGAUAUCUUAUAACUGUCAAAAGGAGAAAUGA
This is a messenger RNA of Lotus japonicus, 342 nucleotides long. RefSeq lists its product as uncharacterized. The transcript has a single exon. NCBI's taxonomy places the organism in Eukaryota, Viridiplantae, Streptophyta, Magnoliopsida, Fabales, Fabaceae. The record is from RefSeq and is a predicted model, not a curated record. Bases 1 to 342 code for a protein of 113 amino acids.